ACGCCGACACAGCCGCACAAUUGCAAAUACAAGUUCUUUUCACUUUCGUUGCGCUUCGCUCUACAUUUUAUUUGGAAAUUUCUGUGUAUUUUCAACACCAGCGAUAUUGUGCCAUCUACUCGUGGCAGCAAGAUGAUGAAAAUCGACGGAGAAACCCGAAGCAAAAGCAGCAGAUAAUAAUAAAGGUCCAGCUGUGCGUGUGUGUUGUACGCCUGUUGUGAUUGUGUGUGUUUUUGCACAAAAAACCGGAAAGCAAAAACUCACAGACACGAAUGCGGAUACAGAUGCGGAUGCAAAUGCAGAUAUUAUCCACAUAAGGCGGAUAUUAUCUACAAACACACAAAAUGCAAAUCCUGCAAGUGUUUUUGGCAACGCUGCUUUGUGGCUUCGUUUUGGGCGCCAAUAUCCUGGCAGUUUUUCCCAGUGUCUGGAAAUCGCAUUAUCUUUUUGGACGGAGAUUACUGCAGGAACUGGUGGAAAGUCGGCGGAAUCAUUCCGUGACUUUGAUCAGUCCGCAUGCCGCUGCACAGGAAAAUGCGGAUGUGGAAAUUCCCAGGAUCAGGGAGCUGCGAAUCGAGGGUCUGCGGGAAAAUUGGCUCGAUAUGGGCAUGAGUUUCGAGGCCGAAGAAAUGCGAUCGCAAAGUGUGAUGGAAAGGUUCACCAGAUUGACCUAUGCGGGCACCACCAAUGUGGAUAUUCUAUUGUCCGAUCCACAGGUGCGAAAGCUUCUAACAAGUGGCGAAAAAUUCGAUUUACUCAUAGUGGAUUUGUUUCUAAGCGAUGCUCUACUAGGCUUGGCCUUCUACUAUGGCAUACCCACCGUUGCUAUUAGUCCCACCGGCGCCAAUUCCUGGCUGAAUAAUAUGUUUGGUAAUCCCCAAUCCUCCUCACUGGAUCCCAGCAAUUUCCUACCCUUCACGGAGAGGAUGAACACGAGGCAGAGGAUCCUAAACUCACUGAUGAGCACCUUCGAACGGUUGACCUACAACUUUUUCCACCUGAUCUCCCAGCAGUCGGUGUACACCAAUCACUUUGAGCUGCUCGUUAAGGAACUGCCACUUUAUAGAGAUCUAACCAAGAAUCUAAGCUUGGCCCUGAUCAACUCCCAUCCUGGUUUGCAUUAUCCACGUGCCUAUUUGCCAAAUAUGGUGGAAGUGGGCGGACUGCAUUUAAGCGACUCAAACGAACUUCAACUGGGAACGCAUCUUUUGUCGUUUAUGGAAUCAGCUCCAAGUGGGGUCAUCUAUUUUAGUCUGGGAGCAGAUGUACAAACAGCUCAGCUGCCACAGGAAAAGUUGUCCAUCAUUCUCGAUGUCUUUGGUCAUCUCAAGGAGUUCCACUUUCUGCUGAAAUGGGAAAAGGAGGAGUUUGCAGUGGACCAAGAGCUGCCGGAGAACGUAAUGAUUGCUGAUUGGUGGCCACAGCAGGCGAUUCUAUACCAUCCGCAGGUCAAGAUGUUCAUUAGUAGCUGUGGGCAGUUGAGCGUCUGGGAAUCGAUAAAUGGGCAAAAGCCCAUUCUUGCCAUACCCAUAUUGGCCGAUCAGGAGGUAAUGGCCAAGCGCUUGCAACACCACGGAGUCUCCCUGACAGUUGGCUACGAUUCCAUAGCUUAUGAUGCCCUGCUUCAUGGAAUAAGACAACUCACCCUUAAUACCAGCUAUGUGGAGAAGUUGGGUCAACUCAAAAAUCGACUGAUUAGCAAAGACUCCUCGCCGGCUGAAAAAGCUGUACGGAAAAUUCAGCUUGUAUUGGAUUCCGGAGGAGCCGAUUUCCUAAAAUCCCACGCCAAUACUUUGAACUUUUGGAGAGCCGAGGGCGUGGAUGUUCUGCUUAUAAUAACCUUGGGUUUUUGUGGAAUUUUGAUCAUUCCCUUUUUGGCUAUUUGCAUUAUUCUGAGAAAAUCCUACCAUAGUCAAGCGGGACAGGAUCAACCUACAUGCAGAACAAACCUAAAAGUGGUUGGAAGAGUUCAUAGCUAUGGAGAUCCGGGCAGUAGUAAAUCUGCAAAAGGAACUGAGACUCUCAGAAGAACGCGAUCAGCUCAAUCCUUAUCGGCUCGGUCCAGCUCUUCGAGCAUGAGUUCCACGUCGCAAAGCCCAUCCACAGCGUCCACCACGCCGCUGGACCUGACUCCACCGCCUCUGAUUCAAAUCGCCGGACAGGUAUCGCCAUUGCAGUUAUAUACAAAGACGAUGGAAAGAAACUACAGAAGGACAACACAGAACGAAGGUUCUCAUAACGAUAUAUCUCCCGACGAAACCUAAAACUAAAACUUACGGUGGGUCAAAUAGAAUGGAAGUAAGAAACUAAAAAGUACACUUUUAAUUGUCUAAAGAGUACAGUCUGAUCCCGCGUCACAAAAAAACGAUCCACCCUUAACUAAUCCUUAAAAUAUCUACUAGUGUUAAGUGUGAGUUUUUGUUAAUAGUUGUGGAUAUGUGAAAGAAAUUUGUGGUUUUAUAUUUGGAUAAGUUUUAAUGUUCUUAAAUUGUACAUAAUUUUGAAUGUUUUUGGUUUCUAUAAAUUGCGUGUGAACGAAAGUUCCGACUUUUAACAGGAGAUAUUUAUACCGAAACAAGUAUAACAAUAAAUUUAGUAUUUUAAAUUGAA
This is a messenger RNA of Drosophila rhopaloa, 2610 nucleotides long. RefSeq names its product UDP-glucosyltransferase 2 (gene Ugt316A1). NCBI's taxonomy places the organism in Eukaryota, Metazoa, Arthropoda, Insecta, Diptera, Drosophilidae. The transcript is spliced from 4 exons. Gene Ontology annotation, molecular function: UDP-glycosyltransferase activity. The coding region runs from base 345 to 2264 and encodes 639 amino acids. The record is from RefSeq and is a predicted model, not a curated record.